CUCCGGCUCUCCAGUGCAUACAGCCUGCACGGCCUAGCUGAGCAAUGGAGAGAGCUCCCGUGACAGCAGCCACGGGGGCCUUGGGACCCGUCGUAGCCAAGCUGGGUGCUUUGCUGGGCAGCGGCUACAAGCUUCGGCGGCGGACGCGCAAGGACGUCACGUUCAUCAAAUCCAAGCUCAAGUCUGUGCACUCCAUCCUUUGGGCGAUAUGGGACAAGGAGAUUCUUGAUUCGGAAUCCAAGGUCUUGAAGAAGGAAGCGCUGGAUCUCGCCGAUGAUAUGCACGACGCCAUCGACGAAUUCAUCCAAACUAUGAAGCCCAGCCGCAGAAACAAGCACUUGAUUAUCCAAAGCAAGAUCGAAGCCAGCUGCCCUUUCCAAGAUCUGAAGAAGAGGGUAGAUGACGUGUCGGGCCGGUGCCGCAGCAAGUGGAAGUGGAAGAAGAACAAGUGUGCUGAACCCAUCUCCAGCUUAUUUUCAAGAAGAAACUCCAAAUCCAGCCCUCCCAGCAAACCGCCUCCUCCUCAAGCUCCAUUCGUCCACAAGGAUGCGGCGGAGAUGGUUGGUAUGGACAUAUAUGAGGAGAUUAAAAGUAAGUUCCAGUCACGGGCUUUUGUGUCCGUCACUCCAAGUCCCAACAUGAAGGAGGUCCUCACAAGUAUUCUCCAACAAGUAGGAGCUGAACCACUUGCUGGCACCCAAGCAAGGACACAGGAAGAUCUCAUCCACACCAUAUCCAAUUUCCUAGAGAACAAAAGGUACCUGGUAAUAAUUGAUGACAUAUGGCAUUGUGAAGAAUGGGACAUCAUCAGCAAGUCUUUUCCACAAAAUGAUCUUGGUAAUAGAAUCGUCAUCACAACUUGUAUUGCUUCUCUACCAGGAGAUGAUUUGGAUAAUAGCAAGCUCUACAUCAGAAUGAAUCCUAUAUGGUUUUCUGUUAAGGAAAGAUGGUUGUACGGACCUCUUGUGAAAGAUUUCACCGCUCGGAUGAAGCCUGGCAUGGUUGGAGAAGGUUUUGACCAGCACCAUCCUAUUGUGCGCAUGUGUGGUGGUGUUCCGUUAGCACUAAUUUGCCUGUUUUCUGCAAUGGCAAUGAUCCAGGAACAACAGGAACAACUAGGGGUACAUGUAAAGGCAUGUGAUGUGCAAGAUAUGAUUGAGAAGCAGCUUAAGCAAAGCGGAAUUCAGAACACUCCAGGGUUUGAACCGUUGGUAGAGAGUUUGCAGCUUUGCUACACCGAUCUUCCUCACCAUAUGUUGAAGACCUGCUUGUUGUACUGCAGUAUAUACCCUGAGAAUUACUAUUUUCAAAAGAAAGAUUUGGUCAUGCGAUGGGUCGCUGAAGGAUUUACUUAUAAAGUUGAUGUAGCAAAAGAUUAUCUUGAAGAGCUUGGCAACAGGGGGUUGAUGCUGCGGGGUGGUGAUGGUGACUACCAAAUGAACCCGAUGAUGCGAAAUUUCCUUAGAUGGAAAUCGCGUGAAGAUAAUUUCAUUACUUGCAGUUCCGACAUCACAUUGCCAUAUGCAUGUCGCAUCCAUCGGGUAUGUAUCGACGAUUAUCUAGUUGAUGACGGUGCGGUGGAGGUGGUGGAUACCUUGUUGGAACUAGAUUGGUCCCAGAUUCGAUCUCUUGUUGUUUUUCAAGGUGCUAAGAGAUAUGUCCCUUUUGAGAAGUUGGACCGUGUGCGAGUGUUGGAUCUUCAAUAUCAUCAUCAUUAUUUUGAAUUCGUACAGUCUCCUUGGAUGUCUCUAGAUUUCGAGGCCCUUGGAAAUCAGCAUGUGAAGGAUAUAUGUGGAUUGCUCUCUGUGAGGCACCUAUUCGGCCUAGAAGGGACAGGAAUCAGUGAGAUACCAACAGAAAUAGCAAGGCUACAACAUCUGGAGACUUUGCAGGUAAGAUUCACAUCGAUCACAGAGUUACCCAGUGAGAUUAGGGACCUACAACAAUUGAAGACUCUUGUCGUGAGUCAGAACCAAAAGCUGGCAGAGCUGCCCAGGGAGAUAGGGGAUCUGCAACAAUUAGAGACUCUGGACCUGAGCUGGACGAAGCUGACGGAGCUGUCACGUGAGAUCGGGAACCUCCAGAAUUUGGAGAAUCUGAUCUUGCAUCACACCGAGCUCAAAGAGCUGCCUCCGGAGAUUGGGAAGUUGCAGCAUUUGAAAGCACUGGAGGUGGGCUGGGCAAGCAUCACAAGGCUAGGCAGUGAAAUUGGGGACCUGCAUCAUUUAGAGACCCUGGACCUGAGUUGCAACGGGCUCACACAGCUGCCUCGUGAGAUGUGGAAACUGCAGAAUUUGAAGCGGCUGCUCUUGAAUGCUACAGGGGGGGCGAAGAUACCAAGGGAAAUAGGGGAGCUGAAGAAGCUGGAGAUUUUGGAGUUAGACUAUACCAUCUCUGCACUGCCUUGGGAAGCUAGUCAGCUCUCAAAACUGGAGGGAGUGCCCGAGUGCGUCCGCCAUGCCUGGAAGAAGAGUGAUCUUGUGUCUGAGUUAGCCGGGGAGAUCUUGUUCGUUCAGCUGGUUAAUCGGGCCACUGAUAGCGGCAGCCUAAUCGUUGGCAGAAAACACAUGGGAAUUCCACGGUGGAUCAAGGAUCACUUCCACGACCUUGACUCCUUGGAUAUCAGGAUCUGCAAGCUAGAGGAGAAGGAUCUCCUGAUUUUGCGGGAGAUGCCCGACCUGUACGAUCUGAAGCUAAGGUUGGAGGUCGUCCCAAGAGAGCCCAUGGCCAUCAGCGGUGAAGGGUUCCCGAGGCUCGGGGAACUGGUUGUUGACUGCCGCGUUCCACGGGUUGUCACCUUCCAGGAAGGAGCGAUGCCGAUGCUGGGAUAUCUCUACUUGGAGUUCCAGUUCUACGGUGGCCCACCACCAGCUGCAAAUAAAGGAGAGCCUCAGCUGGGUAUCAAGCACCUCCGGCGCCUCCUGUGGGUAGAAUUUAAAUGCAACUUGGAAUGGUAUGGAGGAGCAGCAGAGAGCAGCCCGUGCAUCAGCGCCAUGAUUGACGUCGUGAGGAAAGAAGCCCAAGAGCAUCCCAGAGAGAUCUGCUUUCGUGUCUCUGGCCGCAAAGAUGAGGACUUUCCAGCGAACAAGGAGAGCGCACAGUCUUCUAGCAGUGGGACAAGCGAGAUCAAUGACACUCCAAAUGGUGGGAGGGGCGAGAUCCAGGGGGAGGAGGAAGAGACUUUUCCAGCGAACGAGAGCGGAAAGGUUUCCGACAGUGGGACGGCCGGCGAGAUCGAGGAGGAGGAGAUCCACGAAGAGGAAGAAGGGUGA
Molecule: messenger RNA, 3272 nt
Organism: Triticum urartu
Lineage: Eukaryota; Viridiplantae; Streptophyta; Magnoliopsida; Poales; Poaceae
Source: RefSeq, a predicted model, not a curated record